Emiliania huxleyi CCMP1516 is the source of this 1262-nucleotide messenger RNA. RefSeq lists its product as hypothetical. NCBI's taxonomy places the organism in Eukaryota, Haptophyta, Isochrysidales, Noelaerhabdaceae. Gene Ontology annotation, molecular function: DNA binding; DNA-binding transcription factor activity. The annotation marks the transcript as partial. The transcript is spliced from 6 exons. The record is from RefSeq and is a predicted model, not a curated record. Gene Ontology annotation, biological process: regulation of DNA-templated transcription.
CGGCGUGGCGGACGAGGAGUGGCUGGCGGAGGGUAAGUACGUUGGUGAGGAGCUGCUGCGGCAGGUGGAGGGGCACGGCGAGAUGCACGCGGUGGUGAGGCUCUACCUGCCGCCGGGCGAGGGCGAGGGCGAGCCCGCGUUGUGGCGGAUCGAGCACGACGACGGCGACGAGGAGGAUCUCGAGGAGCACGAGGUGCGAGCGGCGAUGCGCCGGCUCGCGGCGGCACGGAAGGAGGAGGAGGCGGCCCCGCCGAUGUCGGAGGAGGAGGUGACGGCGGCGGUGGAGGCGGAGGGGCUGACUCUGCUGCGGUCGGAGAGGGGCAGCAGCGGCUUCACGGGCGUGCGCGUUAACAAGCCCGGCAAGUGGGCAAAGGGGCCUGCAAAGCUGCGCGGGCCAACCUUCACAGCGGCGUUCUCCGGCGCACACACGCGCACCACCGCGCUCGAGGCGGCUCUCGACUACGCGCGGCACUUGCAGCAGCAGGAGCAGGAGCAGCAGCAAGCGCCGGUGGAGGUGGUGGGGGAGGGGGAGCUGGAGGGGGGGGAGGAGCCGCUGCUGCCGGAGGGGGUGGAGGUCGGCGGUUUCUGCCUCGCGACGGCCCCGGACGCCUGGCGGAGGCGUUACAAGGCGGUGCUUUUGAGCGUGCGCUCCGCUCGCUGCUACUCCGGCUUGCCGCUGCACGUCAGGUUUGUCGGCUCCGAGGCGGGCGAGCCUCUGAACCGCCUGACGGCCCCAGCUGUCGCGAGGGCUUUCCUUCCCUUGAGCGAGGUGUCGGCUUGGGUGCCGCCGGAGCAGCGCGAGGAUGCAGUUGCCGGCACUUCGAGCGGCAUGCUUGAGGGCGGCAGCAGCGCGAGGCGGAGGGCGGCGCCGCAGCGUUUCAUGGCACCGCCCUCCAAGCCGGCAGCCCAGGUGACGGAGGCGGAGGGGAUGCAGCUGCACUUGUGCAGCACGAACGACACCGGCUACAAGGGGGUGAAGCGGGCCUGGAGUGGCCGUUUUGACGCGAAGCGCAGCAUUGGCGGACGCACCGUCCACAUCGGUCGCUUCGACACGGCGGUGGAGGCGGCCGUUGCGUACGCGCGCCACGCCAGCCAGCAGCAGGCCGAGCCGCAGCCCAUUGCGACCGGGUACAAGAGCGUGUACGAGGAUACUAUUACGGGCCGCUUCUGCGCGCAGCACAGCGUGGGCAGACGCAGGUUGAACUUGGGCCCCUUUGACACGGCGGUGGAGGCGGCAGUGGCGUAUGCGCGAGCGGUCGGCG